This is a messenger RNA of Perognathus longimembris pacificus (Pacific pocket mouse), 456 nucleotides long. Its product is annotated as putative KHDC1-like protein. The record is from RefSeq and is a predicted model, not a curated record. The transcript has 3 exons. Gene Ontology annotation, molecular function: RNA binding. Gene Ontology annotation, cellular component: cytoplasm. Lineage: Eukaryota; Metazoa; Chordata; Mammalia; Rodentia; Heteromyidae. Bases 1 to 456 code for a protein of 151 amino acids.
AUGGGGGCCUGGUGGACCUGGCCCGAGAACUUCGACGCUCCCUUGGUGUUUUACCUGACAGAAGAGCAGCAGACACGCGUGUUCGGCCUAGGGGACGCGUUCCUGCGCCGCAUGGAGGAGCACAGCCAUACCCUCAUCCAGCUGGAGCCCUGGUUCACAGCCGCGGGCCACACGCGAGUCACGGUGGUGGGGCCCCCCAGGGCCAGGCAGUGGCUCCUCAACAUGGCGUGGUAUGUGGGGCACCAGGACGUCCCCUUGCAAGCCGAAGGUCUGGAAAUGCUGCGCUAUGUCCGGAGCCAGCCCCUCACCACGGAGGACUUGGCCUUGGCUUCCAUUGUUUGUCCCGACACCAUGCUCCUGAGUGAUCCCUUCUCUCCGGACGGUGCUCAGGCUUCCUCAAGGUCGGAGCUUCUAGCUCCUGGGGUUCCAGGCAGUCAGUUUUCUCAUGAAGAAUGA